Messenger RNA from Scedosporium apiospermum, 900 nucleotides. RefSeq lists its product as uncharacterized. The record is from RefSeq and is a predicted model, not a curated record. The coding region runs from base 1 to 900 and encodes 299 amino acids. The transcript is spliced from 2 exons. Lineage: Eukaryota; Fungi; Ascomycota; Sordariomycetes; Microascales; Microascaceae.
AUGGGCGACUUUGGUCCCUUCGGCGCAGAUCCGUUUCUGUGCUUUGUGCCUCCGUUCCGCCGAGGUGACGGUGAAUAUGAGGACGAAGACGGACACGAGGAUCAAGACAUCCCGAGGUGUCACCCGCCACUAGGUUGUGGCAUUCACGGCCCUUACAGCUUCACUUUCGAAGAGUUCAGACACCACGAACAGUACUGUCUGAAAGAGCGAUUGGCAAGAAUCAAACACGACAUUGAUGGCUCCCAAAGGCUCCACGAUGCAUUAGAUCUCGUCGACAGAACGGCACGCAGGAAAGGCAACCAAUCGUCCCCAACCACCCCACAAAAGGCCCCGAAGAAGGUCCGUUUCGCUCUCGACACGACGGAGGCUAGACACGUCAAUUACACGGCCACAGACCCGUUCUUCAAAAGUCGGCGUCGCGCCAAUGACCGCCAGGUCACGUACUGCAACGCGGAGUUUUGCGUCUGUCUCGUUUCAAAGUUGUACCCGGGUCAUAGAGAACACCGGGAUUACAGGGACGACUGCGGCAAUUUUACCUGUGGGGAGGAAGGGUGCUGCUGUCAGAAGUCGGCGCGGUUUUUCACUCGGGAAGCCCACGAGUAUUGGGCGGAGCGGCUCUUUCGCUGCACUAAGCUGUACUGCUCCUGCAAUCCGGGGGCGAUAUAUAUAAACCGGCGCGACCACGACCGGUAUGCUGCCGAGUGCUUUAGAGAGGGCAUCCAACAUGAAGGUCGGCAGAAAUUCAACGUCGUCAAUGAAGAGGAUGGUGAAGAGGAUGAUGAAGAGGAUGAUGAAGAAGGUGAUGAAGAAGAUGAUGAGGAGGAGGAGGAUGAAGAAGAAGAAGAAGAGGAUGACGACGACGACAACGACGACGACGUGAUCACGACAGUCCGGGAAUAA